Molecule: messenger RNA, 511 nt
Organism: Aureobasidium pullulans EXF-150
Lineage: Eukaryota; Fungi; Ascomycota; Dothideomycetes; Dothideales; Saccotheciaceae
Exons: 1
Coding region: 176-511 (111 amino acids)
Source: RefSeq, a predicted model, not a curated record
CCAUCUUGGACCUUGGGUUCUCUCUCUGAAGCUUUCAUAUAUACACUCGAUCGCCGUGAAUGGCUUCGAAAAAUGCAGGAUUGAGCAUUAGUAUCAAGAAAGUCACCUAGGGCAAGAAGCGCGCACCCAUCCUGCUGCUACUCCACCUGCGCAAAAGCUCUGACUACUUUUGACAAUGUCAAUACUCCACGAGGAGACAGUCCUCCUUCUUGAUAAUUGUCUGCUCGGCGUGGGAGUCAUAAUGAUCGCACUUCUCGCUGGUGCUGUGUUGCAAGGGCAAGGUGUAUCUCGCAAAGACGUUGCGCUCUCUCACACGAUCAUUUCGGAGUUCAUUGACAGACAUCCCCAUAAGCGUGUCCAAGAAGACAGGAUGGGAAUUAAUGAUGAGAACCCUAAGAACUACCCACGUUGGAAUGGUCAUAUGGGGCCUCUAGGAGUCACUAAACGCAUUCAACAGCAUAAAGGCAAGGAAAACUUGACGUCUGCAUCAUCUGUGAUUAAGCCCCUUUAG